CUCUAGCUGUGGCAUCAGGCAACAUGGCGAACAACGGAUACUGGACUUGGAGUCCGCCGGACGACGAUUAUUACCACGUCACUUACGACGUCUCUGGAACUCCCAUGUACCAGUGGGCGAAACAGGCCAACGCAACAACACACUCACGCGCCAGACAUGACUCCGUUUACCAGGAUCCUCCUACAGACCCAGUGCCGCAGGAUAUCCGAGCUUACCUGCCCGGCUUUAUAGCUGGAACACCAGAUAGAGGUUGGACCGAGGAUUUGGACCAAUCCUAUAAAAUGCGGACUGGGCGAGAAGCGUGGAGGUUUUUCCAAGUCGGCAAAGUCUUCGCCAUGCUUUACUCCGAGCCUGCAGGAGCUCAAUCGAAUUUCGGCAACGAUGAUGCGUAUUCUUACGUGCGGUUCAACCAAGUGGUCUAUUCAACCAUCCGUCGCUUCAUAGUAGCCGAGGUACAUCAGGGGUUUGUUUACGCAUGCGCAAUCUCAACUUACUCCAAUCGCGGCACUUUGAAGCCAGGAUGUAUCCCGGCCGAACAUUCUAUCGUUUACUUCACUGGUACAGAUCCUCGAACCUGCUUCUUUGAAGGCGAAAACGGCAUGACCAAAGAACCCAUAGCGGUCAUACGAACCGACGAAGAUGAUCGUUUGGUCAUGAAACCAGAGUCUCGCGUUAGAUUCGGCAAGAAGUUCCCAAUCGAAAAGAACGUCAAAGUCAAAGACAUCGGCCAAGUUCACCCUCAACACAUGAGUAAGUUCUCGGCGUACUAUGCGGAGUACUAAUGAGAUAUACUCGACAUCCUACGUUCUGCUACAACACACCCACGUUCCACGGCUGUUUUCCCAUUUUCAAAUUGCGAUAUACGUUAGUUUGCCAUAGUGUUUUCCACGUUACCAGAUUGAACAUUUUCAUGUUGUCUUCCGUAUCCCAUACUUUACAGCAAGGCCUAAUACUAUACAUAUAUAUAAAUAUAUCCU
This is a messenger RNA of Cucurbitaria berberidis CBS 394.84, 977 nucleotides long. RefSeq lists its product as uncharacterized. Lineage: Eukaryota; Fungi; Ascomycota; Dothideomycetes; Pleosporales; Cucurbitariaceae. The transcript has 5 exons. The record is from RefSeq and is a predicted model, not a curated record. Bases 24 to 782 code for a protein of 252 amino acids.